Rubroshorea leprosula is the source of this 1216-nucleotide messenger RNA. NCBI's taxonomy places the organism in Eukaryota, Viridiplantae, Streptophyta, Magnoliopsida, Malvales, Dipterocarpaceae. The record is from the annotation of a GenBank genome assembly.
AAAAAGUUAAGCUUUACCUUUUUGCUUUUAGCUAGCUAUCCCCAGCGCCCCUUUCAUCUUACCCAUCAUAAUUCCUCACCAACCACCAACCAUGGUGACACAAGAAAAGAGUCUCUCCGAAGCCAUGAACGCCAGAAUCAUCGGCUCCGGCACCGAUCUCAUCGUUCUUGCACAUGGCUACGGUACAGACCAGUCUAUCUGGGACAAAAUCCUCCCUCCCUUAUCCCAGCAUUUCCAAGUCCUCCUUUUCGACUGGUCCUUCUCUGGCGCCGUAGAGGACACCAGCCUCUUCGAUCCCGUUAAACACUCCUCCUAUGAUGGCUUCGCCAACGACCUAAUAUCACUCCUGGACGAGCUCAACGUGAAAUCCUCCAUCUUCUUCGGCCACUCCAUGUCUGGAUUGAUAGGAUGUAUUGCUUCGGUUAAAAGACCUGACCUUUUUAAAAGUCUCGUACUCAUUGCAGCUUCUCCUAGGUAUAUGAACGCUGAUGAUUACGAAGGCGGGUUUGGGGAAUCAGAUAUUGACGAUUUGAUUUCCAUCCUAAAGUCCAACUACGACGCCUGGGCUAGUCAUUUCCCUUCUGAGGCAAUAGACGCCAAGGACCCUCUCUCCGUCGAGAAGCUCCGGGGUUGCCUGAAACGGAUGAGACCGGAAGUGGCGAUCCCGGUGGCAGAGAUGGUGUUUCGCAGCGACUACAGGAACGUUCUGGAGAAGGUUUUGACUCCAUGCACCAUUAUCCAACCCAGCAAUGACAAAGUUGUCCCGAACUCAGUUGCCUACUACAUGCAAAAGAAUAUCAAGGGGAAAUCGACGGUGGAGAUUGUGGAAAUGGAUGGGCAUUUCCCACAGCUGACGGCGCACCUCCACCUCCUUGAUGUACUAGGUGGAGUUUUGGGUUUUGAGAUUUGAUAACAUGGUCUUUUAGAGUAUGUAUGUGUGUGUGUUUUUUAUUGGCUGUGUAAUAUGGGAUAAGUUUAGAAAUAAAUAUGUUGGGUGCUGUGGCGGUGUGAGUUUAAUGCUUUGUGGGGUAAACUAAGAUGGUCUGUAGAACAUUCCUUGUGUUAUGUCCAUGUGUUUAGUCCAUGUGUUUGUUUUGGUUUUCAAAGUGACUGGAAGUAAAGGCUUUUGGCUUGUAUUGUGGUUAGUUAUUUUUAAUACAUAUGUACUUUAAUAUGAAAUUGGAUAAGCUCUUUAGGCUUAAUUCAAUUUUUAGUC